Molecule: messenger RNA, 2721 nt
Organism: Telopea speciosissima
Lineage: Eukaryota; Viridiplantae; Streptophyta; Magnoliopsida; Proteales; Proteaceae
Product: membrane protein of ER body-like protein
Exons: 13
Coding region: 76-2691 (871 amino acids)
Source: RefSeq, a predicted model, not a curated record
AGGGAAAAUCCGAACUGGCUCUGUUCUGCUCUUAUCUCUGCAAUACUCAUUCAGUCACAUUGCUUCUUUCUGUCCAUGGAAGCAGUGACAAUGGAGGAGGUGAAGGCAGAAGAGGGCUUGGUCGAUAAUGAAGCUGCUUUAAAAACGAGGCCUCGCUCGAGGUCUUCUACUACUACUACUACUACUGCUAUUACUACUAUUUCCACUAUUGUUGAACCAGUGAAGGCCAUGGAAGAAAAUGGGUUUCAACAAGGAGGAGGAGAAACAGAAAGGAGCGUUUACUUUGAGGGAAAUGAAAAUAGGGCAGCGACCAUGGAAGAGGUGGAGGCAGAGGAGGGAGAAACAGAGAGGAGCGUUUACUUUGAGGAAAAUGAAAAUGGAGGAAUAUGGAAAUGUCGUCACUGCAUUUGGACCUACCAAAUGGAAGGCCCUGGGGUUGACUGUAUGCAGAAUUCUAGAGGGCACCACAAUGACCCAAUGAAUUUCACAACUUUGCAUGGAUGGUGUUUUGGAUUAGGAUUUCAAGCUAUUGAAUCCAAUGAUAGGAUUGCUGAGGAGAAGCCAGAAAAUGAAAAAUCAGACUUUAAUAUAAAAAGAGCUGACUGUCAAAAGAGUCUUGUUACUGUACAUGGCCACAAAAGAGAUGGGAAUCUAAAGGAUGGCAGCCUCUAUGAUUUGCAUCUUCUACCUUCUGAAAAGUCACAGUCAGGUGGAAAUUUAAGUUUUGAGCCUGUUGAUAAUGGAUUAGAGGAACAUGCAGAUGUUACGCUAUUAAAAGACAGAAGACAGGAAGUGACUGAACUGGAUGUUGAGAGGGUUAUAAAGGAGCAGGAUACUCAUGAUUUGUACUGUCCUAACUGUAAUUCUUGUAUUACUAAAAGGGUUAUUUUACGUAAAAGAAAAAGGAUACGAAGCCUUCAUUAUGAUGCAAAGCGAGAGAAAUUUGAUACGGUUGUUAAUUCGGGUGGAACCAAUGAUGAAAGUUGUGAGGUAGCUGAAUCUGUUCUGGAUAAUAGUCCUGCUCCUCCAGUCAAUGACUGCGAUCAUGAUACAGGACCCGAUAUAUUCAGAUGUUUAUCAUGUUUCACCUAUUUCAUUCCAAAAGCAGCUAGUGGCUUUAAACUAUUCGGAAAUAGGGGAGAGCGUGAAAACAUACAAAAUCCUGAGCAGAUACCUGUGAGGAAUGUAAAGUGGUUUUCCUCUUUCUUUGAGAUGAGCAGAGGAAAGAAGACUGCUGAGCAAGUGGAUAUUGCAACUCAACAUGUUCAAGAAGAUGCGGAAGCAUUGAGACAGUCAGAAUGUUUGCCUGAAACUCUUCCCAGCAAACAAAUGGAUUAUCUUUCAUGUGCAGAUGGGAGCACUAUGUCAGUUCCAUCUUCAAAGUUUGUGGUCGUCAAUGAAUCUCAUGUAAAUGAGAAAAGUAACGUUUCCACUGGGGAAUUUCAGAAAGAUAUGCACAAUGUCAACUCGUUGUUCAUACAAGGAGCAGUAAUUUCAGAAGAAAUUCUAUCUGACAUUGCAUGCAAUGAUGAUGUGACCAAGAAGACUGAUAGACUGGAUGUUACAACUCAACGCGGUGAAGACGAAGCAUUGAUACAAUCAGAAUGUUUGCCUGAAACUCUAACUGUCCAACAAGGAGGUCGCUCACCUGGAUUCUGGAUGUCUGUGAAUGGUGCAGGCACAAGAUUUCAGCAGGUUGGGGGUAAUUUUCCCAUUUCUCUGAUUGAAAAACCAGCUUCUACAUUCAUUGAAAAAGUGGCAACUGAUUUUGGGGAGCAAGAUGAUACAGCGGAAAAGAUCAGUAAAGAAGUACUUGUGGAUAAGAACAAUACAUCAGUAAUGCCUCCAAACUUUGUGACUGUCGAAGAAUCUUAUGUGACUGAGAGAGUUAAGGUUUCAGCUGAGGAAUUUCAGAAAGAUGUGCACCGAGUCACUACUACAUCCAUACAAGAAGCAGUGGGAUUAGCAGAACGUCAAUCCAGUAGAGGAGAUGAUGUUGCAGUAUGUAUUCACGCUGUUCAGGAUAUGCUUGAAGUUGGUUCAGCUGUACCAGGAAGAACUCAUGAAUGGGACAUCUUAAAGAGCAUUAUAUAUGGGGGUUUAAUUGAAUCAAUUACAAGCCUGGGUGUUGUAUCUUCUGCUGCCGCUAGUGAUGCUACCACAUUGAAUAUUGUAAUUUUGGGAUUGGCAAAUCUAGUGAGUGGACUCAUCAUCAUUAUUCACAAUAUUAGGGAACUGAAGAAUAAUUACCAUGGAGCAACCAGUGAAGCAAAUUCAAAUAUUGAUCAAUACCAAGAAACACUGGGAAGGAGGGAGAAUUACCGAUUGCAUGCAAUUGUCAUACUGAUGUCAUACAUUGUAUUUGGAUUAUUGCCCCCUGUUACAUACGGCUUUUCUUUCCGUAGGAGCAACGAUAAGUUAUACAAGCUCAUAACGUGUGGCGCAGCUUCCCUUGUGGGCAUUAUUCUACUUUCUGUAGGGAAGGCUCAUGUUCAGAGGCCACCAAAGUCGUAUAUCAAGACUAUACUGUACUAUUUGCUCAUUGCGCUGACAGCCUCAGGCCUUUGUUAUGCUGUAGGUUUGCUGAUCAAAAGGCUUGUAGGGGAAUCAGGUUGGUUUGAAACCCCUUUAACAACUUCCACUGCAUUUCUGGAAACAAGGUCAAUAAAGUCAGGAUGGGCUUAUGGUUAAUUAAGAACAAGUGUGGAGCACAUAGGUUGG